This is a messenger RNA of Halteromyces radiatus, 2355 nucleotides long. RefSeq lists its product as uncharacterized. Lineage: Eukaryota; Fungi; Mucoromycota; Mucoromycetes; Mucorales; Cunninghamellaceae. The transcript is spliced from 2 exons. The coding region runs from base 79 to 2166 and encodes 695 amino acids. The record is from RefSeq and is a predicted model, not a curated record.
UUUUAUCUUUCUUUUUCCUAACUUUUUUAUUUUAUUUUAUUAUUUCUAUCUUUUAUUAUUAUUAUUAUUAUUAUAUAUAUGCCACCACAACGAGUUGGAAGUCUAUUAAACCAGUCAAGUUAUCAAGAUGCAGCAAUAAUAUUACACCAACUAUUAGAUGGACAACAUUCUCCUAUACAACUAGCAGCUAUCUCCAACUAUAAACUGGCUCAACUCACUUUUGCUCCUCCUGAUAUUCAUUCUUUAAGAAAAACUGCUCUUAUAAAAAAUACAGUUCAAUAUAUUUAUGAUAUUACUCCAAAAGAAUGGUUAGAUGAAAUGACUCGUUGGGAAUUCUUUACACUUGAAUCAUUGGAUGAAAUUGAUAUGACACAAGAAGGUUUGGAAACUAUCCUAUCUGAAUAUGUACAAAUCAUGGAUUCAUUCAAAUCAAAUAAUCAUCAAACAGUAGAAGAUACAGCUGGAACGAUAAAUGAUAUUGAAGAUGAAAAUGAUUUACUACAACAACAAAUACAACAAUUGAAGGAUUCAAAAGUACCUAGUCGAUCAUCAAGUGUCACAACUAAUUCAAGUAUUACUACAACAACAACAACAAAUACAACUAUUUCUACCACUGCUUCAUCAAUUACAUCAACUACCGCUCCGACAAACGGCAUAAAACGACAAGAUAUCAAGGAACAACGGCGAAAAAGCUUUAGACUGAAUCAAAAUCGUAUCAGUUGGACUAGUGAUACAGGAUUGACUUCCUUUGCGGCUUCUCAACAUCUCGCUGGCGAAUUGAUGAGUUUAUUUGAUAUGGAAUUCAAAGUCGAUAUUAAUCUAGAUCCUUAUGCUUCACCUGCUCCUCAACUUCCUGAAUUGACUUAUUUUAAAGAAAAACAGCAGCAUAGAUCAUCUGUGGAUUCUUUUAUGUGUUUGAUUCCUGCUUUUGAAUCUUUCCAAAUCGAUAAUUAUGAUGGUCAUUCUUUUGUAUCCAAAGCCAACAAACGUACUUCUAUCAUUACCGGUUCUUCCUCCAAUCGUCGCAUCAGUAGCUCAUUGUCUCCUACUCGAACGUCUUCUUUAAAGUACAAGAAUGGUUAUCAACAACAAAAACAAACCAAUAAUGAUUCAAUUCAAUCCGACAAUAAUUCUCAGCAUACGAUGAUACAAACAGAUACCCAGGCAAGAAAACCACUGACCAAGAAAAAAUCGAUUCGCAAAUUAGUAUCUUUAUUUGGAAAAAAACGGUUGAACUCGGAAACUGUGUUACCUUUCGAUCAUCAUCCAGGAAUGACAUCAAAAUCCAAAUCGAACGCCAUCAGUACUCAUGUAUCCAUGUCAACUCCAUUGCUUUCUCAAUCAACCUCAAAUCUGAAUAAAAAUGGAACACCAUUCAACGCAAUUACUCCUUCGACGUUGGCUUUGACAAAACCAUCAUCAUCAUCAUCAUCCUCUUCUCGUACGAUGAAUCUGUCAACAUCUUCAUCAUCUUCAUCGUCUCCUUACAAAGAUACUCAGCAAUAUAAUUCAAUGGAUCCAAAUGUUUCUCAUUCAACAUCAGUUACGAAUAAUAUCGCAACCACUACUACUACUACCCGUUCUCAACGUCGAAGAAGUAACUCUGUACCUCAAAUAUCAACUUUGAUGAAUAAUUUAUAUGAAGGACAACAACAAAUAAACAAUAACCAACCUACCCAAGCUCUCCCAUUCAAGCAAACUGAACAAACAGUUUCAUCUCAAAACUUGGAUCAUCACAAUGUAUACCCACAGUCUCCUGUCACUUUUGCUACUGGUAGUAAUGAUGAUAUUGGCGGCUUACCACGAUCCAUCUCGACUCAAGAGCUUGGUAGUACUACUCGUCAGGAACGGAAACAAUCUUUGAUCAGGUCUCCAGUCGCAUUAGCACAACAACAACAACAACAACAACAACAACAACAACAGACACAUUUAUACAAUAAACAUGAUAGUAUGCGGCAAUACCAUUCUACUCAUGAUUUAUCACAAGUUUACACCGAUCCAAGUUACAGUGGUGGAUCGAAAGAAUCUAUUUUGACAUCAUCAGGUUCACCAACUUCAAAAAAAUCAUCACCAUCCUUCAUUCAGCGCAUGACUACUACUUUUGGUCGACGAAAAAAACCAACAGACUCUAUCAAACAACAUCCAUCAUCUCCUGUCCCUGCUUAGUUUUUUUAUCUAUUGAUUUUUUUUUGUUAAUUUUUUUUUUUGUUUUACAUAUGUUUUUACAUAUUUGAUUUUUCUCUCUUCCUUGAUGUAUUCAAUAAAAAUAAACUCUUCCUUUCAAACUCAGUUCCACUCAUUUUUUACCAGCAAAUCUAUUUUUCUUUUUCUCUUCCGUUCCUUUUUACUUCUUUG